Populus trichocarpa (black cottonwood) is the source of this 647-nucleotide messenger RNA. RefSeq lists its product as uncharacterized. Bases 55 to 522 code for a protein of 155 amino acids. The transcript is spliced from 2 exons. Lineage: Eukaryota; Viridiplantae; Streptophyta; Magnoliopsida; Malpighiales; Salicaceae. The record is from RefSeq and is a predicted model, not a curated record.
AAUGUGUGACUGUAAUAAUGGAGAGAAAGAGCGUUAUUGAGCAAAGCUUUUGUGAUGGCAGACGCAGCCGAUCGAACCAGACAGAACAGGGCCGAGGAGAACCGCUUAAAGCAUGCUUGCGACGCUGGAAUGGUGUCUGGUGAAAUCCCUUCAGACAGUGAGGAUUCUAAUAAUCCACCGAGUUCUGACUCUGUAAGCUCCGUGUCACCACCAAGACUUGCUGAUCUUGCAGCGAACUUCCGAGUCUUUUCUGAGACAAUGGCAAGGAUGGACCUUGCGGAGAUGGAGAUGAUCAAGGCAAGAGAGGCUUCAAGGUUGGAGGCAGAGAAGAGGAGGAUGGAGUUGGAGGCUGAGUUGACUCGAAUGAUGCUGCAGACUCGGUUGCGGAUUGCUUCGAUUGUGGCAGGGAAAGGAAUGGGAAGCAAGAGGAAACGAGCUGGUGAAGAAGACGAGGAGAUGCCCAUCUCGUCAAGGGAAGGAGCUUUGCUACUAAAUUUGCUACAAUGCAACAACUUCUUUUGAAGUCUAUCCAUGGCAAUCUGGCCCUGAUUUCUUGUCCUUUUCUUUUGUUUUUAACAAAUAAAAAUGCCUGCUUGAUGUUCUCUGUAUCAAGAAUGGACAGAGCAAUAAAGAGAUUUUGCAUCCAA